Cladocopium goreaui is the source of this 1120-nucleotide messenger RNA. Lineage: Eukaryota; Dinophyceae; Suessiales; Symbiodiniaceae. The record is from the annotation of a GenBank genome assembly.
UGAGACCUGUCAUGGAGCUGAUGGCAACUGCCGGCCAUGUCGCUGGAACAUCCCGGAGGUCAUGAGCUUCAGCUGGGCAGAGGCCGCCAAGGCAUGGAAAGCCAACUCUGUAGAUUGGCAACCAGCUCAGAAGAUCUUGGACCCUGAGUGUUUUACGACACUGCCUGAGGCACGAGAGCUGGGACUGCAGGAGUUGCUGGAAUACGUGGCACCCUACUUUGAGGCAUCCUUUGAAUCCAAUCAAGCUGCAGCAGAACAGGCUGAGGAGUUGUAUUUCACAUACCUCUUUAACGUGUCCUCUGCGGACCGCGAGGCUGUCUUCUUGAAAGCCUGCAAGUUCGCCUUGGAAACUGGAUCUGCCUCAGAGCAGCCUCUAUUGGCCGACACCGUCUGCAAGGCCUUUCUGUCCGUGACACUUCCGAGGCUCCUGGAUCUUUGUGACGCCCGCUUUGAGAAUGACUAUGACGCAGUGCUGGUGACCUACCAUGACAACGGUCUUUUCGCCAAUGUUUUGCAGCUCCUGGAUGCGUUGCUGCUCUCCAAGCCCGGCGUUCCAAUUCUGGUCGAUUGGCAACGCCGUGGUGUGGAGGGGCACUUCCAGUACGGCCCUGUGGGCUUUGACCUUUUCCAGCACCUCUUCGCCCGCACAACACGCUGUCGCUCUGCCACGCGUCACGAUAGCCAUCGAAGUCGUGUCAAUGACUUCCGGAAGAGGGUGAACAUUCUCUUUAUGAAUAUGUUGCGUGGCCUCAUUUGGAAGGUGCCAGACAAGGACUUCCAAGCUUUGCGAGAAGGUUAUCACCGAGCGAUGCAAGGGGCCUUGGUCCCUUCGCCGCUGAUGUGCCGAAAGCUCAAAGAGGUGCGUGACACGUGGCCCGAAGGAGCUCGUGUGGUCGGAGUCCACAAGCGUUUGGGCACCAAUGAGGUUGCGGCUUGCCAACUGGCCCAGCGGAAUCCUCCACCGGAGGAAUAUCUGGCCGUGGCCAAGGCACUUCUGCAAAGAACUCCGCCUGGGGUGCCGCAGGUACUGUACCUCGCCACCGAUGAGGUGCAGACGGCAGAAGCCUUUCGCAAGGCGAACAGUGAAGGAUUGGAUCGGUCAAUGGAAUACAGGGCGUAA